Messenger RNA from Acomys russatus (golden spiny mouse), 2007 nucleotides. RefSeq names its product SLU7 homolog, splicing factor (gene Slu7). Lineage: Eukaryota; Metazoa; Chordata; Mammalia; Rodentia; Muridae. The record is from RefSeq and is a predicted model, not a curated record. The coding region runs from base 46 to 1803 and encodes 585 amino acids. Gene Ontology annotation, molecular function: pre-mRNA 3'-splice site binding. The transcript has 15 exons. Gene Ontology annotation, biological process: mRNA splicing, via spliceosome. Gene Ontology annotation, cellular component: spliceosomal complex.
AUUGCUGUAACAAUCCCUCCUUUUUUAAGAGGAAGCCGGGUCACCAUGUCGGCGGCAGCUGUGGAUACAGCUAAUGCCACACCCCUGUCGGGGUCAAAAGAGAUGAGUUUGGAGGAGCCAAAGAAGAUGACCAGAGAAGACUGGAGGAAAAAGAAGGAGCUAGAAGAACAGAGAAAACUGGGCAAUGCUCCUGCAGAAGUUGAUGAAGAGGGAAAAGACAUCAACCCUCAUAUUCCUCAGUAUAUUUCUUCAGUUCCAUGGUACAUUGACCCAUCAAAAAGACCCACUUUAAAGCAUCAGAGACCACAGCCCGAGAAGCAGAAACAAUUCAGUUCAUCAGGGGAGUGGUACAAGAGAGGGGUGAAAGAGAAUUCCAUAACUACCAAGUACCGCAAAGGGGCAUGUGAAAAUUGUGGGGCCAUGACACACAAGAAGAAAGAUUGCUUUGAGAGGCCGAGGCGGGUUGGCGCUAAAUUCACAGGCACUAACAUUGCUCCAGAUGAGCACAUCCAGCCUCAACUGAUGUUCGACUAUGACGGGAAGAGAGACCGCUGGAACGGCUACAACCCCGAGGAGCACAUGAAGAUUGUUGAGGAGUACGCCAAGGUUGAUCUGGCAAAACGAACAUUGAAAGCUCAGAAACUGCAAGAAGAGUUAGCCUCUGGAAAAUUAGUCGAACAAGCUAAUUCUCCAAAACACCAGUGGGGAGAAGAGGAACCCAAUUCUCAGAUGGAAAAGGACCAUAACAGUGAAGAUGAGGAUGAAGACAAAUAUGCAGAUGAUAUUGACAUGCCGGGGCAGAAUUUCGACUCUAAGAGGCGCAUUACCGUUCGGAAUCUCAGGAUUCGUGAAGAUAUUGCAAAAUAUCUAAGAAAUUUAGAUCCAAAUUCUGCCUAUUAUGAUCCAAAAACUAGAGCAAUGAGAGAGAAUCCUUACGCCAAUGCAGGAAAGAACCCAGAUGAAGUGAGUUACGCUGGAGAUAACUUCGUCCGCUACACAGGAGAUACCAUUUCAAUGGCUCAAACACAACUGUUUGCUUGGGAAGCCUACGACAAGGGGUCUGAAGUGCACCUCCAAGCAGAUCCUACAAAACUAGAGCUGUUGUACAAGUCCUUCAAAGUCAAAAAAGAAGACUUCAAAGAACAGCAGAAAGAAAGCAUCCUGGAGAAGUAUGGUGGCCAAGAACACUUGGAUGCUCCUCCGGCUGAGCUGCUGUUAGCCCAAACAGAAGACUAUGUGGAAUACUCCAGGCAUGGGACAGUCAUUAAAGGGCAGGAGCGGGCUGUCGCCUGCUCCAAGUACGAGGAAGACGUGAAGAUCCAUAACCACACGCACAUCUGGGGAUCUUACUGGAAAGAAGGCCGCUGGGGAUACAAAUGCUGUCACUCUUUCUUCAAGUAUUCCUAUUGUACUGGAGAAGCCGGGAAGGAGAGUGCCAAUUCAGAGGAAUGUAUUGUAAAUGAUGCAACUGGAGAAGAGUCUGUGAAGAAACCUCAGACUCUCAUGGAGCUGCAUCAGGAGAAACUGAAAGAAGAGAAGAAGAAGAAAAAGAAGAAGAAGAAACACCGAAAGAGCAGUUCCGACAGCGAUGAUGAGGAGAGGAAGCACGAGAAACUGAAAAAGGCACUGAAUGCAGAGGAGGCUCGCCUUCUUCACGUGAAGGAGAUCAUGCAGAUUGACGAGCGAAAGCGGCCUUACAACAGCAUAUAUGAAACCCGGGAGCCCACUGAGGAGGAAAUGGAAGCCUACAGGAUGAAGCGGCAGAGGCCAGAUGACCCCAUGGCCUCUUUCCUGGGACAGUAGAAACUAGUCAGGAUCGGACACAUACGUAGCAUGUUCUUCUCAACUCCUUGUUGACCAUAGGUAGCAAAUCCUCACCUGUCCUUUUGCUGCCUGACAUUAAUAAAUCCUUCUGAAGUCUCAAAAUCAUUCUCCAGAGUCAAGAAACAAAGGAAGCAAGAAAGAGCAUGCAGUUGUGGUUAAGGUUAAAAUCAUCCAUCGUAACUG